UAGGGUUGAAGGAGAUUGAAUUGAAAACGCUGCGGAAAAACCAUUUCCAAAAGCCUCUGCUCCCCUGCCCCCGACAAUGGAGAUGAUAUCCGUCUGUCGCGGGCUCUCCCCGCCCCAGUCACAAUUGCUCGGCCGUCACCGAAGACUCUGUUCGCAAUCUGGUUUCGGAAGCAGCAUGAGCUUGAAGGAUCGAAUGGUGCUUCGGCAUCAGGAUGCCUCUAGCUCUUUUCCAAGGCUCGGUCGGAAGCAGAUAUGUGAGGACUCUUUGUUGCGUAGGUUGAAGAGGGGAAGUGGCAUUACUAUGUGUGCUUUGAGUUCUGAUUCAAAAGGAGGUAUUGGGCUUUCUGGGAGUAAAGGAAGUGCUGAUGUCCCGAUUGUAAGAAGCAGCGGGGUGGAGCCAUUCCGCGGUAAAUCGGGUUCUGUGUCGUUUUAUGGAUUGACUCACCAGUUAGUUGAAGAAGCAAAGCUAGAAUCAGCUCCCUUUAUGGAAGAUAAGGGCUCGUUUAUGUGGCUUUUGGCUCCGGUUGCCCUGAUAUCAUCCUUGAUUCUCCCGCAGUUCUUUCUCGUUAAUGCCAUUGAGGCUUUUGUGAAGAAUGAGACUGUUGCAGAAAUGGUGACUUCUUUGUUCUUCGAGGCCAUGUUUUAUGCUGGUCUCGCGACGUUCUUGCUCAUCACGCACCAUGUUCAGAGACCCUUUCUUCAGUUCAGCCCAAAGAGAUGGAGCCUCAUUACAGGCCUCAGAGGAUACCUAAACUCUGUCUUCUUAACGAUGGGCUUCAAGGUCGUGAUUCCGCUCUUCAUGGUAUACAUAACCUGGCCAGUUGUUGGAGUUCCUGCCAUAGUCGCAGUCGCUCCUUUUCUCGUUGGCUGUCUUGCUCAACUUAUCUUCGAGAAGAUUCUUGAUAGGAAAGGGUCCUCAUGUUGGCCUGCGGUGCCAAUAAUUUUUGAGGUUUAUAGACUUUACCAGCUGACGAAGGCUGCACAUUACAUCGAGAGGUUGAUGUUUGCAAUGAAAGAUCUUCCCACGACUCCAGAGAUGCUUGACAGAAGCGGUGCCUUAGUAGCCAUGAUUGUCAGUUUCCAAGCCCUUGGCCUAUUGUGCCUCUGGUCGCUCAUUACGUUUCUUCUGAGGCUCUUUCCUUCAAGACCCGUAGCGGAGAACUACUGAUGCUGGCAAAAGUACUAGUGUAUGUACAUUAUCUAUUUAUGAUAUGAAGACCAGUAACGUAGCUUGGCUAGAAUGGGUACAAUUUUGUAGCUUUCGCUUUCGGGAUUUGUGAAAAAAAGAUCAGAAUAGAUGUUAGAGAGGCAUUAGCUUAAUGACCUGAUGCACAUAUAUUGUUACGUGAACACGGUUUUUGCCAUGUGUGUUGCCUGAUCAAUAUAAUACAUGUUCACCGAGUUACGUAGCA
Messenger RNA from Punica granatum (pomegranate), 1412 nucleotides. The record is from RefSeq and is a predicted model, not a curated record. Lineage: Eukaryota; Viridiplantae; Streptophyta; Magnoliopsida; Myrtales; Lythraceae.